Aspergillus nidulans FGSC A4 is the source of this 1254-nucleotide messenger RNA. RefSeq lists its product as uncharacterized. The record is from RefSeq and is a predicted model, not a curated record. Bases 1 to 1254 code for a protein of 417 amino acids. The transcript has 3 exons. Lineage: Eukaryota; Fungi; Ascomycota; Eurotiomycetes; Eurotiales; Aspergillaceae.
AUGUCCUCGAGUGCAUACAGCAAACGGUUUGAGCUGCCUUGGACAGCCAGCGAGAAACAGCGGCUGUGGAAACUGAAGACAACUGGCGAAACAAAAGACUUAGGUUGGAAUGCUUUUCACAAGUUAAAGCAUUUCCCUGACAGAAGCAAUUCCGCCGUGCAGGUGCAGUGGUCACGAUUGAGAGCAGAGCGCGGAUUACCCAGGCAGAGGCGCGCUCGUGGGAGUCUGGAAAGUGCUAUCCCUGAGAAGCGGUCUGUGGCCUGUCUGGAAGAUGUCACAGAAUCUGUCAAAUUUCCUAGGACUCUCGAAAAUGCGGAUGACAGCGAAGUAAUUGGCAAUCAUGUCAGUAUUACUAGUGACGGUGAGUACACCGAACACGAAGGGGCUACGCCUGAUGACAGCGUACUAUAUCAGAAUCAUUCCCAAGCACCAGGAAAGACUCGGAGAUUAUCAAAUCCUGGUUCAGACGUUCAGCAUGGAGCAGCUGCUCACUCUACGCUAUCUUCAGCAACGAUACCUGGCUCUACAUCUACAACUUCCGAGCCACCGUCUAGCCUCUCGUUUACACCUCUUAACUUCAUUCCCAUUGUCCAAGAGACAAUUAAAAAGGAUAGCCGGUCCACGUUGUCACAAGCCCCCGCAACGUGUCAAAAGCAAACCCCGGGCCUCCUGGACUCAGAUGAGAGUAACCAGUUGGAGUGCUCCAUGAUCAGCUCCAGGGAAAAUCCACAUUCCCAGCCGACGGGCCGAUCCGGUAUGCCGACCCACCUUGGCCCACCACAGACUACAGGGCCCACCACUGUCGGACAGGCACAAUUACCGCACCGCCUACACUUCUCACAAGAGGAAGAGCAACUGGUAGCGCAAGCUGGUCAUCCGCCCACAGCACUCAGAACUUGUUCUGAGAGUCCAAGGCUAGAGAAAGCUUCCGAAGAACUGGUCAGCCAUGUUAGGACUUUUGCCGAGGACGUUGAACAUCGGAUCAACGACCUGAUCUCUAGUUGGAGCCUCAAACAGAAAGAACUUUCUAUUCUUCGAGAUUCUCAUAAGAAAGUUAUCCUGGAGCGUGAUGAGCUGAGGGGAAAGCUUAACGUUGAGAUAAGAGAGAAUGAAGGAUUUAAAAAGGAGAUUGAAGACCUAAAGGCAGAGCUGAAGCUAAUGAAAGAGGAAAUGCGGAGGGUUGAGGAGGACAAGAAAAAAAUUACCGGUGUUUACAGGACCCUCGAGGAGCUGAUAAGAUAUGCGAAGGAUUAG